Messenger RNA from Chiloscyllium plagiosum (whitespotted bambooshark), 1972 nucleotides. Lineage: Eukaryota; Metazoa; Chordata; Chondrichthyes; Orectolobiformes; Hemiscylliidae. The record is from RefSeq and is a predicted model, not a curated record.
GGUGAUCAGAUUGACACAGUUACCUCCUGAGAUAGUAGAGCAUAGUGAGCCAUUGCAGGUGGUGAAGUAUGAUCAAGGAGGGCAUUAUCAUGCUCACCAUGACAGUGGACCAAUCUACGCAGAGACCAGCUGCUUCCACACAAAGCUGGUAGCAAAUGGAUCCACUCCGUUAGAGACUUCCUGCCGGUAUGUGACAGUGCUGUUUUAUUUGAACAAUGUUUCUGGAGGAGGGGAAACGGCUUUUCCUGUAGCAGACAACAGAACGUAUGAUGAACUGUCUUUAAUCCAGAAUGACGUGGAUUUACGAGAUACACGGAGAAACUGUGACCAAGCCAAUCUGCUGGUGAAGCCUUUGCAAGGCACUGCUCUCUUCUGGUACAACUACCUCUCUGAUGGUGAAGGCUGGGUGGGUGAACAGGAUGAGUACUCGUUACAUGGUGGCUGCGUUGUCACCAAAGGGACCAAAUGGAUUGCCAACAACUGGAUCAACAUCGACCCAGAUGUGCAGCGUCAAAUUCAGUUCCAACAAGCAGUUUCCAAAUACACACAUGAAGAAGCUCCUGCAGAGUGGGCAGUUGAUAACAUUUAUAAAGACUUGCAUGUCGAACUGUGAAUGUGUUCCAAAACAGAAUGUCUUUGAAUGCUUAAUGUGGACAAACUUCCCUUUUUAUUUGUCCAUCCUCAAUCAGGGUUUAGAGAGAAAAUAUCUUGUGAUCAAUUGCCUUCAGUCAUGAAUGUGUAACUUUACCUUCAGCUUCCAAUGGGUGAAUACUGGCAGGCUGUUUGACUGCAUGUUGCAUCACAGCCCAGCCUGAUCCUGUCCCUGCCUGACAUGCGCUUCAGAACACGGAUCAGUGGCUAAUGAUUAGAAGUGGCACCAAGUCAUUUUGUUUUUAUUACUUUAUUCUUUCAAUUUCACUCUUAAUCUGCCCUGCCUUGGCCAAGAAUGUGGGCAGGCAUUUGAACUGCUCAGAUAACUCCUGUUUAAAGAUGAGUUAUUUUUCAUUUGUUCAAACAGAGGAUCACACCUAAAAUAGUAUGAUAGUCCAGUGCAGUUGCUGAGUUGAUGCUAUGUAUUUCCAGAAUCCUGUUUUAAAUUUUGGAUUUCCCAGCAUUUGUGCCUUCCUUAUUCAAUUCUUAUGACCAUUCUUUCUUCUUUCUUUUGACAAUACAUCUCAAAUCUGCUCAACCAGUCCAUUUAAAGCUUUUUAGGAGGAUUAUUGAGCUCUAUAAACCAAGAAAGUCCUAGCUUAAAUCUCUUUUCUAUGCUGAAUUCACUAAUCUGUCAAGAUGGUGAUGGGGAGCUGUCAGUCAUUUGGAGUGAAUACCUCCUGAUUAUGAGAUUUGAGUGUCUCACUAGGUAAAGGGAAAGUAUUAGAUUUGAUUGUAAUGGUUUUGAUUGUUGAAUCUUGCCAACAAAUGCUAAGCUGAGGAGAAGAAUGGCUACUUGGACCAGGGACUAAAUGGCAGAGUGUGCUUCUGGAGCCACAUUUCAACAAAUAAUCAGGACCUUCAGGAGAGCAGAAGAGAAAUAAUAGCUUUUUUUGAAAUAACAUAGUGACAUGACCAUUUGGAGCUGCUUUCAAUAAAGGUCAACUGUGGGACUCCAUCUUACUCCCACUCAACACUGUAUUGAAGAUACACAGUCAGACUAAAUACCCUCUAUCAUCUCAUCCAAAUAGCCAUAUGAUCGAUCACUCCAUCAUUAACAAAUGGUUUUAAUCAGAGGAACGAUCAGAACUGAUUCUGACAUGGCUCUUUAUAGAUGACUAGAAAUACACAAUCCAGCAAGCUGCACCGAAUAGUCCUGAAUCUUGAUUGUUAAUCUGUCCACCCAAAUUUUCAACACAGACCAGAGGUCAUACCUGACCUUUUAUGGAACUUCAUGAUUUCGUACUGCAUAACGAGGUACAUUCGCCCAUAAGUUGAAAAGUGUGAUGCUGGAAAAGCACAGCCAGUCAGGCAGCAUCGG